Messenger RNA from Trichoderma breve, 1326 nucleotides. RefSeq names its product helix-loop-helix DNA-binding domain-containing protein. Gene Ontology annotation, biological process: regulation of transcription by RNA polymerase II. Lineage: Eukaryota; Fungi; Ascomycota; Sordariomycetes; Hypocreales; Hypocreaceae. The transcript is spliced from 3 exons. The record is from RefSeq and is a predicted model, not a curated record. Gene Ontology annotation, molecular function: DNA-binding transcription factor activity, RNA polymerase II-specific; protein dimerization activity; RNA polymerase II cis-regulatory region sequence-specific DNA binding. Bases 1 to 1326 code for a protein of 441 amino acids.
AUGCUCGCCGUCCGGCAGCCUCCCAGCAGGAUGGGUUCGUCGCAGCCCGAUUCCGAUCCUUUCCAGAUGCCCUUCGGAUAUUCCGUCGAUGGCAACCAAGAACCUCUAUUCGAUGCUCCCGAGCCUGCGCCCGGCGCUCCCUUGCUGAGCGAAACCGAUAGCAAGUUUCUCAGUGAUUUCUUCGAUGACAUGACAGCAAAUCAGUACAACAUGCCCUCUUUCGGAGAGGGUCUGAAUUACAAUGCCUGGUUCGACCUACCGCCCCAGUUGAUGGGAACAGCAACUUCCUAUGGAUCUCAUCCACAUAUGGGCAUAUCUGGAUCACAUCUAAUGCCACCGCCACCACCUCCACCCUCUCAGCCAAACGCUUACCAACAACACCCCUCCGAUGAUGUUUUGAACGCCGCCGCCACGUUGAUGCAAAAUGGACCCGGUAUGCGUGGAGGUCACAAGAACAACGACUCAUCUACCCCGCGGCGGCCCCUUGGUCCUCCAGUCGGUCACCUCCGCCACCAGGGUUUGGAAGAGUUCAGAGAAGAGAGCCGUAAAGGCAUGGCGCACACGGAGAUUGAUAAUACCUUUACAGAAUGGAUGUGGGGGUCGGGUUCCAAAGGACGUCAGCAUUCGACCACACGGGCCAUCCCCGUGGAUUAUCAAUGGGGCUCUGAUUCCAACUUUAACCUUGCCCAGGGCUAUACACCCGGAGAGAAUAAGGAAACGGUCGAGACUCAGCAUCAGGAGCAGCUCAAGUGCCUCGAGUGUUUGGAACCCAACCAGAGCGCUGCAACAACUCGUCCUAGCAGCCCUACCAACAGCCAGUCUACGUUCCCGAUAAGCUUACAUAGAGAUACAUCAGAGUCCGCGGAGAGACCAGACGAUGACGACGAUGCACCCCCUCGCAAGAGACGGAAGAGCAAAAUCAAGAAGGACAGUACAGAGGAAGGCGAGGAUCAAAGCACUAACGGGAGCAAGACUGCCGCCGCCAAGCGAAGAAAAGCAAAGGGCGAUCGGAAUGGGUCCAUCUCGUCGCCACCCAUGGAAGUCGGCAUGGCGGGCAAGCGACGGAAGUCAGCCCUGAACGGAGUCAAGCCACCGCGCGAAAACCUGUCGGAGGAGCAAAAGCGAGAAAACCAUAUCCGCAGCGAACAAAAGCGCCGAACCCUUAUAAAAGAAGGGUUUGAUGACUUGUGCGAAAUUGUUCCCGGACUCAACGGGGGAGGCUUCAGCAAGAGCACAAUGUUGACCAUGACGGCAGACUGGCUAGAAGAACUCCUGGUGGGGAAUAGGGACCUGACUGCUCAGCUCGCUGCCCUCGAAGGACGAUGA